AUUGGCGGAGCUCCUACAUAUAUCCGUGACCCGGCAUCACCGGUAGUAUGACACCGGCUUGCAGCCGAUCAAAAGCAUCAUCAUCACCAUCAGUCAUGCGUUACAGUCAAGAACUCGAAGCUUUCCAGUUUUCCGCAAGAAGCGCCAUGUUCGACAGCGAGGACUCCGGCUCCGCAGACGGGGAGCAACUGACGGAUGUGCGCUACCCGAGUUCAGCGCCUUCCAGCCCGCAGUCCGUCAACUCGGACUCCAGCUGCCCGAGUCCAGAGGCCAAGUCCGCCUCAGGCCAGCAGAGAGUCAGGAGGCCUCUAAACGCCUUCAUCAUCUGGACGAAAGAGGAGCGCAGGAGACUGGCUCAUCUGAACCCAGACUUGGAGAACACCGAUCUGAGCAAAAUACUGGGAAAAACCUGGAAGGCCAUGUCUCUGGCUGAGAAGCGUCCUUACAUGCAGGAGGCGGAACGUCUCAGGGUUCAGCACACCAUCGACUACCCGAACUACAAGUACCGGCCCCGCAGGAGGAAGCAGCUGAAGAAGAGUUCCAAUAAGCCCCCUGUUGCAGAAUCCUCUCCCGCUUUGCCUUCGCUCUGCAGCUCGGGCUUCUCAGUGCCUUACAACCUCUCCUACCUGCUGCAGAACCAGCAGCAGUACCACAGCUCUCCUGCUUUCCCUAACGUCCCCGCUAACUUCAACAGCUACACAAACUCUCCAGUUUUUCCAGACCAAACAACAGCAGACGCUUUCCAAAAUAAAACUGAAGUGUACCCGCCUGUGUACCCUGCAGAACCCCAAGGAUACUUUGGCGGCCAGCACGGGUACAUGCAAUACGGUUUCUCCAGUUCAGCAGUCUCACAUGUGGAUCAAGGGGACUCCAGGAUGUACGGGGGUCUGCUGUGUCCAUCUGGACCAUCUCUGGAGUUUUACCUGGAGCAGGUUAAAAUGGACAUGCUGUACGAUCUGGACCGCAGUGAGUUUGAGCAGUACCUGGGCCCGAGCGCUCACAGGUCGGAGUCAGUAGAUCCCAGCGGCUACGCACAGCAGAGCGGCUACAGAGAGGAACGUUUACUGUCAUAAAUGCACCGAAGCGGCUGUAAAUAUUUAAAUUAUCUCAGUGUUUUAUAUCACGACGACUGCUGCAUGUUGAUGUGAGAUGUGUUUUCU
Labrus bergylta (ballan wrasse) is the source of this 1160-nucleotide messenger RNA. It is a transcript of the gene sox32, whose product is annotated as SRY-box transcription factor 32. Gene Ontology annotation, biological process: anatomical structure morphogenesis; cell differentiation; regulation of DNA-templated transcription. The record is from RefSeq and is a predicted model, not a curated record. NCBI's taxonomy places the organism in Eukaryota, Metazoa, Chordata, Actinopteri, Labriformes, Labridae. Gene Ontology annotation, molecular function: RNA polymerase II cis-regulatory region sequence-specific DNA binding; DNA-binding transcription factor activity, RNA polymerase II-specific.